Molecule: messenger RNA, 1086 nt
Organism: Nematocida major
Lineage: Eukaryota; Fungi; Microsporidia
Exons: 1
Coding region: 1-1086 (361 amino acids)
Source: RefSeq, a predicted model, not a curated record
AUGGACGAAGAUUUAUUGCUAAGUUUUUCGGAUGAUGCACGCCCAGCUUCAGAAGAAUGCAGCCUUUUGGACAUGAACAAGAGCCUGCAAAAGCAGCUGCACGUCGAGUACUUGUGCCUGGCAGACAGGCUGGAGAAGCUGGUGUCCCUUCGCAGGCAGCUAAAGGAUUUUAAGAAGAAAAGAAGAAAGAAGGCGUGGGCAGCAAUCGGGCUGAAAAAAAGCGAGUAUCACUCCGUGCCGGCUGAAGACACAGUAGAAGAGGUCCUUUCUCCUGCCUCAAGGGAGGUGAUCGCACAGAUAGAAGGAUAUCUGGCGUCGCGUGGGAUGUCUUUUCUCAGCAUAGACAGCAAAGCAUGGAAGAGCAUUUCCGUCCAGACAAACAGGCCUGUUUCUGAGUGCAUUAGCCUGUGGCACCUUCCGCAGAACCCGCACUACCGGCAGGACAGCUUCAGCUUGGAGGAGGACGCCGAAGUCCUGAAGCACCAGGGAGACUGGUCUGAGGUGUGCAAAACAGUCCGGCGCGCGCCCAUUUCGGUGUACAUGAGAUACCUGGAGCUGCAGAAGUCGCGGCCCACCUCUCUGUGGUCAAAGGACGAAGACGCGAUUCUAAAGUCGCUGGUCCAGAAAGAGGGAAAGGAAAGCUGGACGGAAAUUGCAGCCUACUUCAAAAACAAAACCCCAAAGCAGUGCAUGUACAGAUACAAGCGGGUUUUGAACCCAGAAAUAAAGCACGGCAAAUGGUCUGCCGAGGAGGAUGCAGCUUUGCUGGAGGCAGUGCAAAAGUGCAGAAAGGGGAACUGGAAGCAGGUGUGCAAGUAUCUGUCCAAGCGAACGCAGUUCCAGUGCAGGGAAAGGUAUGUGUACUACAUAGACCCGUCCAUAAAAACCGAGCCGUGGACGAAAGAGGAGGACGAAAGGCUUUUGCAGGCAGUGGCCCAGUCGGAGAAGCACGUAUGGAGCAAGAUUGCCAAAGGCCUUGAGGGCAGGAACGAUAGGCAGUGUCGGAUUCGCUACCACCGGAUAAUAAAAAAGGAGAGCGACCAAAAAAGAGAGGAAAAAAACAAAGAAAGCGAAUGUGAGACCUGA